GAUUUCUUGCCGGGUUACACAUCACACAUUUUUUUUUUUUUAAUAAAUUAAUUUUUGUUCAUCUGAUAAAUAGAAAGCAAAAAAAAAAAAAAGGAAGAGAAAUCAAACCCCAUAAGCAAAUCAAUCUCAGAGACUCUCUGUCACAGUUGGAAUACGCUAAGCUGUGAAACAAUUGCGAUUCAACAUGUGGGGCUCAAAAGUUACGGUGUUGUCGUUUUUGUUUCUGCUUCUUCUGGGUUUCAGCAAUUGCGAAUCACAAACUGAGACUGCUAUGCACACUAACAACUGGGCUGUUUUGGUCUGCACCUCUCGUUUCUGGUUUAAUUAUCGACACAUGGCUAAUACUUUAUCCUUGUAUCGGACGGUUAAGCGGCUAGGAAUACCUGAUGAGAGGAUAAUACUCAUGCUGGCAGAUGACAUGGCUUGCAAUGCCAGAAACAAAUACCCUGCCCAAGUUUUUAACAAUGAAAACCACAAACUUAACUUGUAUGGAGAUAAUGUUGAGGUAGAUUAUCGAGGCUAUGAAGUGACUGUUGAAAAUUUUUUUCGUGUAUUGACUGGGCGUCAUGAGAAUGCUGUUCCAAGAUCUAAGCGUCUUUUAAGUGAUGAAGGAAGCCACAUUCUUCUGUAUAUGACAGGACAUGGGGGAGAUGAAUUUUUGAAAUUUCAGGACUCAGAAGAGCUCCAGAGUCAUGAUUUAGCUGAUGCCGUGAAACAAAUGAAAGAAAAGCGUAGAUUCAAGGAGCUGCUCAUAAUGGUGGACACUUGUCAGGCUGCAACUCUCUUCUCUCAGCUUCAAUCACCAGGUGCUUUAGCCAUUGGAAGCAGCAUGAAAGGAGAGAACUCAUACUCACAUCACUUGGACUCAGAUGUUGGUGUUUCAGUUGUGGAUCGUUUCACAUUUUACACCCUUGCCUUCUUUGAGAGACUAAAUAUGUAUGAUAAUGCCUCAUUGACCAGUCUUUUCGGUUCAUAUAAUCCAAGUAUGUUGAUGUCAACUGCAUAUUAUAGAACAGAUCUUUACCAACGUCGUUUGGAGGAGGUACCUGUGACAAAUUUCUUUGGCUCAGUCAUGGAAACAAUACAUACUGAUUCAGCUUACAGGGUCCUGUCAAGAAAAGAGUCCGGUAGUGUUGAAAUGAGAAUGUCUACAGAGAAAUCAGACCAUGACAAGGAAAGAUUAUUGCUGAAUUCCAAUGAUUUGGAUCAAAUUGGUGAGCUAAACACAGAGGAUCAACGAGGCAAUAUUGAAUGUAUAUGGAGCACUUUUCAUAAGGAGUUGCAGAAAGUCAAAGAUGUUGAUUCCUUUGUGAACUAUGGCUUAGUAAUAAUGCUUCCAUUGCUGACGGUUUCCAUGUGGCUGUCCUGGUGAAACUUUGAGGCAACAUCUUUGAUUUGGUACUUUCUUCCAGAUACUUGUCCCAUGUCCAAUAUCAUAUUAGCCAACCUUACCUUUGAUGUCGGUCUAUGCUAUUGGUUAAUUGAGGUUCGACAUGUGUAGUCCCCCCCACCUUCCCCACGGGCAGGUGCAAAGGUUGUGUAUUCAUUUGUACCAGAGAGAGAGAGAGAGAGAGAGAUGCAUAACUUCAGUUUGCACUCUCUUGAUAAAUUUACUAUUACUGUUAUGAUUUACUUGAUCCAUGCUUCCUCUAUUCCCCUCUCCUCCCUCUCCAUCCAAACACGCUCUUCGAUUUAUUAUCUUGACUUCACGUGUUUCCUUGCAUUGUAGUUAUUUUCUUGUUUAAUGAUAUUAUUUUUUGUGUAUA
Molecule: messenger RNA, 1766 nt
Organism: Quercus robur (English oak)
Lineage: Eukaryota; Viridiplantae; Streptophyta; Magnoliopsida; Fagales; Fagaceae
Exons: 10
Coding region: 185-1372 (395 amino acids)
Biological process (GO): protein localization to cell surface; attachment of GPI anchor to protein; proteolysis
Cellular component (GO): GPI-anchor transamidase complex
Molecular function (GO): GPI-anchor transamidase activity
Source: RefSeq, a predicted model, not a curated record